This is a messenger RNA of Malus domestica (apple), 1258 nucleotides long. RefSeq names its product protein MIZU-KUSSEI 1-like. Gene Ontology annotation, biological process: hydrotropism. The record is from RefSeq and is a predicted model, not a curated record. Lineage: Eukaryota; Viridiplantae; Streptophyta; Magnoliopsida; Rosales; Rosaceae.
UCUCUCUCUCUCUCUCAAAAGAACAGCGCGCUCCCCUCCCCCCUAUUCCUCUCAUUCUUUCUCUGCAAGUUAGGAUUAAAUUAAAUUUAUCUCUCAAAAAUAUUUGCACAUUUCGAUUUGUAUUCAUACUUCAAAGAAUUAGAAAGUGCAAGCUUACAAAACCUUACAGACAAUUUUUUAUCAUAUCAAAUUGUAAUUUUUAAGUCACCAUGAAACACCAAGAGCUCAGCCUCCACAGAAGCACCAGUACUACUUCCAUAUCAAGAAGCACUUCAAGAAAGAUCAUCCCAUCCAACCACUUCAGAUCUUCACCAUCAACUCUCCCACUUAACCAUCUUCAAAACGACGACGUCCCCAACAACCUUUUGAUUCCGAAACACCACUCUCUAGUCUCCUUCCACCACCUAUCCAAAACCCAAACAAAGAUCACCUCCCUCCUCCGCUCUUUCCUCAGCUUCCUCUCCUUCCCCAUCAUUAUCCCGACAUGCAAGGGGCUCGCCCUCCCCUCCAACCUCUCCGUCACCCCCUCCCUCGGCCGAAAAGUCACCGGCACGCUCUUUGGAAACCGCCGUGGUCACGUCAGCUUCGCCGUUCAGCUGGACCCCCGGUCGGAGCCGGUCUUGCUUCUCGAGCUAGCCAUGUCAACGUCUUCACUCGUUAAAGAGAUGUCUUCGGGGCUCGUGCGCAUUGCUCUCGAGUCUGAAAAGCAACAGGGUUCCGCCCGUGCAGUUAUGAAUGGCCGGAAGCUGUUUCAGGAGCCUUCAUGGACUAUGUAUUGUAAUGGGAGGAAGUGUGGGUAUGCGGCGACUCGCACGUGCGGAGAGUCAGACUGGCACGUGCUGAGCACUGUUCGAAGUGUUUCGGUCGGAGCCGGCGUGAUUCCGGUGUUGGACGACGGAAAAAAGGGUGGCGCGUCUGAAGGUGAGUUGCUUUAUAUGAGAGCUAGGUUUGAACGAGUUGUGGGAAGCCUUGACUCGGAGGCCUUUUACAUGUUGAACCCUGAGGGUAAUGGAGGUCCUGAACUCAGUAUCUUUUUACUCAGAAUAUGAGUGUGAAGAAAAAUAAAAGGAAAAGAAAUUAAAUUAUUGGUAAACAGAAAUAUAUUGUUUUAAGGAAAAGAAAUUAAAUUGUUGGUGGUCGGAAAUAUAUUGUUUUUAGGUGAUUUAAUCGCAACUUGCAAAGUGAAUGCUAGCUUAGUGACUACUUUUAUGUGAUAUUACAGCUUUAAAAAUGUAAGAACAUGUGAUUUUGUAUCUUA